GGCAUAAGCCCUGCCGGGGCUGACCUGCCUCUCACCCACUCAGGGGCCUGUCUACCACUUCCCCCAGGAGAAGCCACUAGUUAUAUGAUCUGUCUCUCAGGUGGGAAAACAGACUAGAGUCAGCACAGGGGCUGGGCUGGGGUCAGAGGUCUGCCUCCCUCCCCAGGCGCAACUCUGUGCAAGCCCCAACCUCCUUCUGGGCUUCAGUUUCCCUAUCUGUAUAAUGGGGGCAUUAAGCCUCUGUAACAAUACCAAAGAUGACAAACAGUAAUGACAAUGAUUGUACCAAUCACUAAUGGGGCACUUGCAUGCCAGGCUGUUUAAGCACUCAACAUGAAACAACUAAUUUACUUCUCACAAGCAGCUUGUGAAGGAGGACUAAUGUCACCCCCAUUUCACAGGCAAGGAAAGUGAGACACUUGCCCACAGUUAUCCAGAGAAAACUGGCAGUUAGCAUUGAUCUGGGGCAUGUGUGGGUCUUAAAGUUAGGCUGUGUGGCCUUGGGAGAGUCCCCGCCACCUGCACCCACUCCCCCAGUCCUCAACCAGGCCAACAAAGUCGCCAGCAUCAGAGGUUUGUGGGAAAGGUACAAGAUCAGUUACUAUAAUGGCAGUGGAACAGCUCGGAGCAAACCGGUGGAACUCAUAAAAGCCUAUUGUUAUCAUUAUUGUUGUGCCUGUCCACAGGUGGGAAAAACAAAGCUCAAAGACUCAUGGUCCCCCAGCAAGACCUGGUCCUGUCCUCUCCCAGUGCCCCCAGCCCACACCUGGCCCUGAGCCCCAGCCAGCAUGAUUCCAGCGUGGCCCGGCCAGACAUUCGCCUGAUGCAACCAUCGUGCCACUGCCAGGCCCUUGCACAACACAGGCACCCGACUGGCUGGUUAACGAUUGACCGGGGGUUAAAGGGGUGUUGAGGCAUAAAAGGAGGCAGCAGUGGCGCCGUGACUGCACCUCCAACCACUCAGGCAUACCCAUGUUCCCGCUGUGUCUGCUGUGUGGCCUGCUAACAAUGGCCUGGCCUGCCUCUACGGCGCCCGUGGGCAGCCUGGAGCCGGCACAGCACGAGGAGCUGACCCUGCUCUUCCAUGGGGCCCUGCAGCUGGGCCAGGCCCUCAAUGGUGUAUACAGGGCCACAGAGACACGGCUGAUGGAGGCCAGGGACAACCUAGGCCUCUACGGCCGUGCACUGGGGCUCCUGAGGCAGGAGGUCAGCCAUGGCUGGGAUGCAGCCCAGGAGCUACGAGCAAGCUUGUUGGAGAUGCAGACAGAAGAGGAUGCCCUAAAGCUGCAGGCAGAAGCCACGGCCCAGGCGCUGGGUGAGGCGGCCCAGGGACAGCAGGUGCUACGGGAGAGCAUGCAACAGCUAGAAGUCCGGCUGAGGGGUGCUUGGCUGGGCCCUGCCCAUCAAGAAUUUGAGGCCUUAAAGGCCCGUGCUGACAAGCAGAGCCACAUUGUGUGGGCCCUCACAGGCCACGUUCAGCGACAAAGGCGGGAGAUGGCGGCGCAGCAGCACCGGCUGCGACAGAUCCAGGAGAGGUGAGCCUGGUGGGGGUUG
Molecule: messenger RNA, 1554 nt
Organism: Miniopterus natalensis
Lineage: Eukaryota; Metazoa; Chordata; Mammalia; Chiroptera; Miniopteridae
Gene: ANGPTL8
Product: angiopoietin like 8
Biological process (GO): triglyceride homeostasis; regulation of lipid metabolic process
Cellular component (GO): extracellular region
Source: RefSeq, a predicted model, not a curated record